Messenger RNA from Drosophila montana, 414 nucleotides. It is a transcript of the gene obst-I, whose product is annotated as obstructor-I. Gene Ontology annotation, molecular function: chitin binding. Bases 1 to 414 code for a protein of 137 amino acids. Gene Ontology annotation, cellular component: extracellular region. The transcript has a single exon. The record is from RefSeq and is a predicted model, not a curated record. NCBI's taxonomy places the organism in Eukaryota, Metazoa, Arthropoda, Insecta, Diptera, Drosophilidae.
AUGAAUUCUCGUAACCUGUUAUCGUUGCUAUUGGUAGCUCUAACUACCUUGUACUUCCAGGGAGUUUUAGCUGCGGAGUCGCCGGUCUGCCGCAAUGGCAUGCUCUAUCCGGCGGAAUCAAUAUACACAUACUCCUACUGCGUCAAUGGAGAACUGAUAGAUGGAAAGUGUCCGGAGGGCAGUUACUUUGAUGCCAUCUUUCUCAUGUGCCGUCAUGGACAGCCGCCAGCUGGCAGCAAUGAUGCGGAGUUGACGAAUGGCAAGUGCCAGCGUUGGGGAUUGGCUGCGGAUUUGACCGAUUGCAAUCGAUUUUAUCACUGCAAUAAUAAGGGUGCUACUGUGGAGCGACUCAGCUGCGACCAGGGUUUGAUCUUUGAUGAGUCGAAAUUUACUUGUGUUGUGGGCAUAUGUUGA